Molecule: messenger RNA, 927 nt
Organism: Colletotrichum costaricense
Lineage: Eukaryota; Fungi; Ascomycota; Sordariomycetes; Glomerellales; Glomerellaceae
Exons: 1
Coding region: 1-927 (308 amino acids)
Source: RefSeq, a predicted model, not a curated record
AUGGAGCAGUACGGCAGAGAACCCGAGCCUCAGCGCUCACCCAGCACAUUCAUCUACAAUCUUGCGUUCAGACCAAAGGAUCAGAAUUCGGCGCCCUGUGUGAACUCAAUGACUGUACAAGCUUCGCCUAUGCCACCUCACUUUGAUUCACAACUCCACGCCGGUUCUCUCCUUGAACGACGCGCUCUGGCUGGACGCACUAUCCACGGCAUGCCACUUGCGCCAUUAACUGUGCAAAUUCCGCACCGAAAUGACAUGGACAUAUCCGUGGCGGAUUUUGGCGCGUUAGAUGACGGCUUCUUGCGGUUUCUUACACGACACCAAUCUCAUAAGGAGAGGUAUGCUCUAGCAAUGAGGAUUCGCUCGGUUCAGGACAUUUGUCUACGAGCUAGCCAGAAGUAUCACGAACGACGACGCAGGCAAGCCAGAAACGAUCGCAGAAGAGAACGCAGAGAAGAGCGCAGAGGCAAUUCAAGGGGGGGUUGCUUGAGAAGGUUUCGUGGAGGCAGUCGUCGCCCCGGUCCCUACGAUCGACCCGUUGAACGAGAUUCGCACCAUUAUUCUUCGUCUUCAGCGUCUUCCACCGCCAGCGACUCGGUCUCGAAUGAAUCGCUUCUGAAGAGCACCGGCCGGAUUUGCAAUCAUCUCUGGGAACAAGCCAACGUAGACGCACUAAAUGAAUUCAUGGGUGGGGGGAAGCAGCGGGAAGCAGCGACAACCAUGGCGCAGCUGCUAGAAUGGGCGGAAGCGGUCGUGGAGUGCAGUAAUCGCAGCAGGCGCAGUUACCCUCCCGACAGGUCGGACUUAUUGCGAUUACUCGAAGCUGCAAAGAAUUUGUGCGGCUGGCUUGGUGACAGUGACGGGGAAGCAGAACUUGGAGAAGUUGAGGGCGCUGUGACAUUCUAUCUCAUCUUUGGAGUGGCAUAG